This is a messenger RNA of Monomorium pharaonis (pharaoh ant), 1594 nucleotides long. RefSeq lists its product as uncharacterized. NCBI's taxonomy places the organism in Eukaryota, Metazoa, Arthropoda, Insecta, Hymenoptera, Formicidae. The record is from RefSeq and is a predicted model, not a curated record. The transcript is spliced from 5 exons. Bases 312 to 1169 code for a protein of 285 amino acids.
AUAUGCUCGUUGUAUUUCAUCGGUAUGGCAGGUUUCCUAAAAAAGGGGUAAACAUAGAGUUUUUAUUUUUACUUUAAGGUAAAAUAUAAAUAUCUAUGGUGAAUCGCUUCCUAUUUCAAGGAAGCAAAUACCUUCAAAGAUAAAAAAAGAAUAACAUUGUUACGUAUGUGUACAUGAGUGACCGGUGUAAAUUCAUCGAGAUCGAAAAGAAAAUAAACAAAACAACUAAUAGAAAUUAAGAGUAAAAAAAUUCAAAACGUGCGUACCUCUAAUAAUAGAAAUAUUAAGUCUGAUAUUUCUAAUAGCAAGCAAUGCAAGAAGAAUCAAAGGACACUCCAAAAUUAGGAGCUAUUCGAAAAAUUCGCAAUGCAAAUACGCCAGAGAUUCCAGGAAUGCUGUCAGAUACUUUAUCCAGCACUUCUAGAGUUACUUCUCGUAGCAGAGUAACCAUGAUGCCAGGUGAUAUUUCACAAUUACAGAAAGUACCAAAAAGGAAGAUUAUUGUGGGAAAGCAGUCAAUUGUGCCAUCACAAUUGUCAAUGGAUACAUUUAAAAAAAUGGAUGUUGAAUCUAAAGAAAUAGAGCUUGGACUUCUUUAUGAUGAAUAUUUACAAACUAUAAUGCUAGAUCUCAUAAUGAAGAAAAAAACUGAAGAGAAAAGGCAACUGUUAGUCACACAAUUAGCUACUGUGGCACAAGAGAUUGAUCAAGAUACAAAGAAAUUGAUUAAAAUUAAAACAAGGGAACGCGAUAUAAUAAAUCUAAGUUUAGCACAAAAAGAAGUAGAUGCUCAACUGAUUAUAAUAACGAAAUGCAUCAAAGAUGAAACACUUAAAAUUGUAAAAGAUAUGUUGUCCAAAUUACAAUCUCUCUUGGAACCUCUGGAUAUAUUGCGAUGUAAUGAUAUAAUACUUCCUGAAACAAAGGAAGAAUGGCAGGAGGUUUUAGAAGUAUUAAAAAACUGUUCAAAUGCUUUAAAAGAUAUUGUAAAUCUAAUUCAAUCAAAGGGUGAAACAUAUUGUGCCGUUAAUACUGAAUUAAAGAAUUUUGCUGAAACGUAUGAUAAAAUAGAAAAUCUUCAAAAAGAAUUGGAAGAAUCCUUAUGUAAAAUACAAGUGAUGAUACUAAAAAAUGCUUCACUUUCAUUAACGUACAAUCGAAUUGAAUAAUGGAGAUGCCAUUGAAUAGGUUACUGUGUGGAGAUCAUAGACAUUAAGAUAGACUUUAUGAGGCUUGAAAUCUUGGGUGUCCUUCAAAAUGAAAAAGAAGAGAGAACGAAUGAGUAAGGCAUUUUUCUCUCUGACACAUUGGAUUAGAGAAAGAAGCUGCUCUACUAAUUUGUUCCUUUUCUUUGUGGAGGACUCUUCCUUUACCUCAUAAGCAGUUUAUCUUGAUAUGUCUAUGAGAUAUAAAAUAAUAUUGCGUACAAAAUUGAGUUUAAUAUAUACUAUUUCAUAUCUUUACACAGUAACCUGUUAUACAUAAGAUUGAUCGAAUUCGGAGCUUUUCUGGACAAGUAUUGAGUAAAAUAUAUAUUGUAGAUUCAUAAAAAGUAAAGUUUGGUUUACAAAAUAUAUUUUAUAUUUUUGAAAAA